Messenger RNA from Sorex fumeus (smoky shrew), 1259 nucleotides. RefSeq names its product insulin like growth factor binding protein 1 (gene IGFBP1). Gene Ontology annotation, cellular component: extracellular region. The transcript has 5 exons. The coding region runs from base 159 to 1085 and encodes 308 amino acids. Lineage: Eukaryota; Metazoa; Chordata; Mammalia; Eulipotyphla; Soricidae. The record is from RefSeq and is a predicted model, not a curated record. Gene Ontology annotation, biological process: regulation of insulin-like growth factor receptor signaling pathway. Gene Ontology annotation, molecular function: insulin-like growth factor I binding; insulin-like growth factor II binding.
CUGGGAGAGCAUCGGCCCUCAGAGGCACCUCUGGGAGAGCCAGCUCAGCUCUGCUCUGCCCGCAGUCUCUGCCCGCCUAGCCCGUCGGCUCCGACCGCGUCUCUGCCCGCAGCCUCUGCCCGCAGCCCGGCUCCGGCUCCCGGCUCCUCGCUCCGACCAUGACCAUGACCAUGACCAUGAUCUCGCUGCUGCCGGCGCUCCUGCUGGCUGCACGUCUCUGCGCCUCGGCGCACACCCCCCCGCCGCUGCCCCCGCCGUGGCGCUGCGCACCCUGCCCGGCCGAGAAGCUGGCACUGUGCCCACCGGUGCCAGCCUCGUGCCCAGAGCUCGCCCGGUCGGCGGGAUGCGGCUGCUGCCCCCUGUGCGCCCUGCAGCUCGGUGCCUCCUGCGGCGUGACCACUGCACGUUGCGCUAGUGGGCUCAGCUGCCGCCCCCCUCCCGGGGACCCACGACCCCUGCGGGCCCUCACCCGCGGCCAGGGGCUCUGCAUGCGGGAAUCCGACGCCCUGGCCAGCGCCGAGACCACAGGACUCCCUCUGGUCAGCCCGACCUCUGCCAGGGCUCCUGAGCUCGCCCUGCAGGAAGACAGCCUGGAGGCGAGAGCAGCUCCAUUCCCCAAUGCCCAUCUUGCCUGGCCACAGGAAAAAACUGAGCCUGCUGUGGAGAACACGACCCCGGGAAGCUCUGAGGUGGCCCAGGAACAGCCCCUGCGCACUGCCCUGCCGGCUACUCCCUCGGCUGAGGACCUGCCCAUUCUCUGGAACGCUGUGAGCAAUUAUGAGAACAUCCGAGCCCGCGGGAUCACCAACAUCGAGAAGUGGAAGGAACCCUGUCGUCAAGAGCUCUAUAAAGUACUGGACAGAUUAGCCAAGGAGCAACAGAAGAUUGGCGAAGAUCUUCACAAGUUUUAUUUGCCCAACUGCAACAAGAACGGCCUCUAUCACACCAAACAGUGUGAGACCUCUCUCGAGGGAGAGCCAGUCCUCUGCUGGUGCGUUUACCCUUGGAGCGGGAAGAGGAUUCGGGGGUCCAUGGAGACCACUGGGGACCCCAACUGCCAUCAGUAUUUCAACUCACAACACUGAGAGCAGAUGCAAGCUUUUAUAUUUCUUCACAUGAAAUAUUUAAGUAUACAAUACAUUUUAUACUCUUGAACACGUACCCGCUUACAUACGUAUAUGUAUGUGUAUAUAAGGGGGCACUAUUUUGUACUGCACGUAUUACCUGAUAAAUAAAGUUGCAGAUAUUUAUUCAUGUGA